This is a messenger RNA of Trichoderma gamsii, 1113 nucleotides long. RefSeq lists its product as hypothetical. The coding region runs from base 1 to 1113 and encodes 370 amino acids. NCBI's taxonomy places the organism in Eukaryota, Fungi, Ascomycota, Sordariomycetes, Hypocreales, Hypocreaceae. The record is from RefSeq and is a predicted model, not a curated record. The transcript is spliced from 2 exons.
AUGGAGCCAACUUACACCAUUGAAGGCAACGGGGACACGAUCUUCAUCCUUUGUGACCCCGAUCGACCAUUCGAAGAAGUAGACCACGAAGACUUGUGGUUCAAUCAUUUGCAGCAAUAUGACGAUAUCACUACCGAUAAAAGCCACUUGCGAGAUAAUGUUAAAGACUAUCGUUAUCGUUUGCAAGAGACCAGAGUCAAUAUCCUACCAUCAGCACGAAAGAAUAUGGGCAGACAAGUAUCAUGGCGGGUCUCUUCAGAGAAGCUGAAAAAUGCAUCUGUGUACUUUCGAGACCUUGCAACUCAAGACUGGAAUGAGGGAUCCGAGCAGGGCUACAAAUAUACCAUUACCGUCGAAGGGUGGAAUGAAGCGGCAUUGCAUAAACUAAUACUUAGAAUUCAUGGUCAGGAUGCUGCUCUCAAUGAACUGCAAGUCAACCCCAAGCUCUGUGCUCAGCUGGCUGUCAUUGUUGAUGCCUACCAAUGCUACGACCUGUUUGAGCUAAGCUUUCCAGCAGUGCCUGGGCGAUAUCCAUACAAUGAGAACCUUUUAUUCUCGCUGUUUUCAUCUUGGGUAUUUCGCGACGAGGAAAACUUUAGGGUGUUUUCCAAAGCCAUCAUAACGCAGGCUAGGGGUCGUAUGCAUACUUUAGGCAUGCCCAUACGAGAGCCUAUUAUCAUCUGUAUGCUGGAGCUAACUCGAGUCUUAGAUGCGAUUGAGAAAAGGAGACAAUUCUACAUCGCCGAAAUGGUCAAUUUUGCUAAUGGUAAACUGCAAAAGCUCUUGGCUUGCGAUCAAACCGCUGGUGACCAUCUCGAGGAUACCUUGGCUUUCACAUUUGGCGAAUGGCCGUUAAAAGCGCCAUUCGAAGGGUUCGGCGCCAUCAAUGUCCACAGGGCCCUAGACCAGAUUGGAAGCUGGGAUGAUGUACAACUCGGCGGCUGUCAGUAUCAGACUGAUUCAUCUUCCGAAAUGGACUCCUCGUCAGAAGUGGAUUCUUCUUCAGAAAUGGACUCUUCCAUGACUGACAGCAGUCUUUAUCCGGUGACGUUGAAAGAGCUAAAGGAGGACUGGGAGGGCUUGAACGUGAACGCUUUGCCUAUAGAUGUCUGA